AUGGCGGCAGCAUCCUCCGCCGCCGCCGAAGCCAACGGCGAGGGCAAAGACGAAUUCCUCGUACGCGACGACGCGCCGGGGCUGCUCGCCGCUCUCAAGGAGAUGAAGGAUGGAUUGGACCUCGUCAGGGGCAAGGUCGAGGCCAUCACCCGGAAGGUCAAGGAGAACCAGUUGCCGACGGCCAACGGGAUCGGGUACCUAGAGGCGAAGAACCACCUGCUCCUUGGCUACUGCCAGGACAUCGUCUACUACCUGCUCCGCAAGGCCAAGGGGCUCUCGGUGGAUGGCCACCCCGUCGUACGGAGCCUUGUCGAGAUCAGGCUGUUUCUGGAGAAGAUUCGUCCGAUUGACAAGAAGGCCGAGUACCAAAUCCAGAAGCUCACCAACGCUGCUGACAAUGCAACUGCUCGAGAGAAGACAGGAAAUGCUGUGGCGAAGGGGAAGGACGAGCAUUCGGAUGAGGAAGACCCCCUGAAGUAUAGGCCAAACCCAGAUAUGAUGGACACAAAGGCUGGUCCUGAUGGGCAGGAUGCUGAUGGUGUUUACCGUCCUCCGAAAUUUAUGCCUACUAGCAUAGAUGAUGAAGAGAAGCGUCGUAAAAAAGAUUCAAGGAGAGAUAAAGCACUAGCCCGAGUGGCAAUAGAAAAUCCUUAUAUUAAAGAAAUAAUUGAUGAUGCUGCGGACAGACCUGAAGAGUGGAAGGAAACAGUGGGCGAUGAAAGCAGGGAAUUUGGGAGGUACAUGCGACAGAGAGAGGAGCAAGAGAAGCAGGAAGAGGAGUUGUUCACUCGGGCUCCUGUAACCAAACGUGAUAAGCAGAUCGAGAAGCGCAUAAGGAGACAACUUCAUGGGCUAGGAGGCUUAACAGAUGGUUUCGACCUUGGAAUGAACAUGCUAAUUGGCGGAGACAAGGAAGAUGAUGGCGGUUCAAGCAAGUCGCAUGGCAAGAGCGGAAACCGAAAGAAGCACCUGAAGAGCAGCAAGAAGAGGAAGAGGCAUUAG
Molecule: messenger RNA, 1002 nt
Organism: Miscanthus lutarioriparius
Lineage: Eukaryota; Viridiplantae; Streptophyta; Magnoliopsida; Poales; Poaceae
Source: the annotation of a GenBank genome assembly